Molecule: messenger RNA, 1767 nt
Organism: Aspergillus puulaauensis
Lineage: Eukaryota; Fungi; Ascomycota; Eurotiomycetes; Eurotiales; Aspergillaceae
Product: MFS transporter
Exons: 2
Coding region: 1-1767 (588 amino acids)
Biological process (GO): transmembrane transport
Molecular function (GO): transmembrane transporter activity
Source: RefSeq, a predicted model, not a curated record
AUGGACAAGGAACUCGCCGUGACACGGACCGAUGCCGAUGCCGAUAUUCACACUCCCACGGCCAACGAGGCUUACUCCGAUGAUACCGAGACCGAGACCGAUAUCGACAUCGACACCGACAGUCACACCCUUGACCACCCCAAUUCGCUGGAAUUGUCGCGCAUAGAAACAUACCGGCUGCAGCAGAAGACAACGGUUGGGUCGACGAGGGGCCCCCAGCCGCGAGAGACAUGGCUGCCCAUGGGUGCCGGGAAGGAAUAUCCUCCUUUAUUGCCUGAUCCAGGGGUAUUUGUAGUAGAGUACGAUAGCGCAGGAGACCCAAUGCAUCCGUAUAAUUGGAGUUUGACUAGACGGUUCGUUCUCUGGACUUGGACUUGGCCGUGGCUGGGCCUGGCUAACGAGUUCUACAGGAUCCUGCUCGUAACCAUUCUGUCGUACAGCACAUUCGCCAACUCCUUCACAAGCGCCGUGUUCUCCGCCGCAAUUGGAGCCGUCAGUUCAGAGUUCCAUAUCAGUCGAGAAGCGGCAUCGCUCGGCGUGACACUCUUCGUACUCGGUUUCGCCGCAGGCCCUAUCGCCUGGGCACCCAUGUCCGAAGUCAUCGGCCGGCGCUGGCCAGUCUGCAUCGGCGCCUUCGGAUGCGGCGUCUUCACUAUCGCAUGCGCAACAGCCAAAGACGUGCAAACGAUCAUGCUCACCCGGUUCUUCGCCGGCCUAUUCGCAGCAGGUCCCUUAUCCGUCGUGCCCGCCGUCUUCGCGGACCUAUUCGCGCCCGCGCAGCGCGGAAUCGUCAUGUCGCUUUUCUGCAUGGCCGUCUUUAUCGGGCCCUUUGCUGCGCCGUUUGUCGGCGGGUUCGUUGCCAUGACGCUUGGAUGGCGGUGGAUCAUGUAUAUCUCGGCCAUUAUGGUGUUUCUCGGGUUCGUGCUGGUGGCGCUGUGGAUGGAGGAGACUUAUGCACCGGUGAUUCUGGUCCACAAGGCGGCUGUCCUGCGCCGGCAGACGCAUAACUGGGGUAUCCACGCGAAGCAGGAUGAGGUGGAGGUGGCAUUUGUUGAGCUCGUGCGGAAUAAUUUCAUGCGGCCGCUGCGUAUGCUCGUGACAGAGCCGAUUCUGCUGCUUGUCUCGCUUUAUAUCUCGUUUGUGUACGGGCUGAUGUAUGCCCUGCUUGGUGCGUACCCGGUUGUCUUCCAGGAGGUUUACGGUAUGAAUAUGGGUGUUGCCGGGCUGGCGUUCAUUGGGCUUAUUAUCGGUGAGCUGCUUGGGGGGGUAUACAUCCUUCUUUUGCAGAGCGGGUACGUACGCAAGCUCGAGGCGAAUGAUAACCAGCCCGUUCCGGAGUGGCGUCUGUCUCCGGCUAUUGUUGGAUCUGUGGCGUUUUCAUCUGGGCUUUUCUGGUUUGGGUGGUGUGGAUAUAGACCUGAUAUCCACUGGAUGGCACCGGUUGCGUCGGGGCUGUUGACGGGGUUCGGCAUCUUUUGUAUUUUCUUGCAGUGCUUCAACUAUAUCGUUGACUGCUAUCCUACACUAGCCGCGUCAACGAUCGCCGCAAACACAAUUCUCCGCUCGGGGGUAGGAUGCGCGUUUCCCCUGUUCUCUCGACAGAUGAUGGAGAACCUGGGAGUGCAGUGGGCCGGGACUUUGCUAGGGUGUAUCAGUGCAGCGAUGAUCCCGAUUCCUGUGCUGUUCCGGAUGUACGGGCCGUGGCUGCGGCGGAAGAGCACGCUGGCCUGUGCUUCGUAUACUAAAGGAACUAAAGGAGAGGUUUGA